Messenger RNA from Lodderomyces pseudojiufengensis, 750 nucleotides. RefSeq names its product rRNA-binding ribosome biosynthesis protein (gene NOP15). Gene Ontology annotation, cellular component: nucleolus. Gene Ontology annotation, molecular function: RNA binding. The transcript has a single exon. The record is from RefSeq and is a predicted model, not a curated record. Gene Ontology annotation, biological process: maturation of LSU-rRNA from tricistronic rRNA transcript (SSU-rRNA, 5.8S rRNA, LSU-rRNA). The coding region runs from base 1 to 750 and encodes 249 amino acids. Lineage: Eukaryota; Fungi; Ascomycota; Pichiomycetes; Serinales; Debaryomycetaceae.
AUGGCUAAAAAACAAACAAGUAAGUCUUCCAAAGUACAGACGAAACCAGCACAGGUAGAAGCAGAAGGAGAUAUACAGCUCCCGUCAUCAUCAGAAUCAUCAGAGUCAGAGAAUGAAGAAAUAGAUGAAGAAGUUUAUGGAUUAUCAUCAGAUGAGGAAGAUGUAGAAGAACCACCUCAUAUGGAAUCAAGUGAUGAAGAAGAAAUAGAAUUACCACCAAGCACAACGGCAGCAGGCCAUAAAGUCAACAAAGUUAUAAAACCAAAAGAUUCAACAACAACAAAAACUAAAAAUUCAUCAUCAAAGAGUGGAGUAAUAUAUAUAGGUAGAUUACCAUCAGGAUUUCAAGAAUCAGAAUUAAAAACAUAUUUUAAACAAUUUGGAGAUAUAAAAAAUUUAAAACUUAGUAGAAAUAAAAAAACUGGAAAAUCAAAACAUUAUGCAUAUAUUGAAUUUGAAUCAUCUGAAGUUGCAAAAAUAGCAGUAGAUACAAUGAAUAAUUAUUUAUUAAAUGGUCAUUUAAUCCGUUGUGAAUAUGUUGAAAAUCCUCAUAAAGAUGUUUUUAAAAAUUCUAAUAAAAAAUUUAAAAUAAUACCUGUUCAUAAAAUUGCAAAAGCUAAACAUGAUAAUAAAAAGACAAAAGAAGAAUGGGAAAAAUUAACUCAAAAAUUUGAAGAAUCAAAACAAAAGAAAAUUGAAGAAUUGAAAUCUAAAGGUAUAGAUUUUAAUUUAGCUGAAUUAUUAGCAUAG